This is a messenger RNA of Mya arenaria, 2028 nucleotides long. RefSeq lists its product as uncharacterized. The coding region runs from base 1 to 2028 and encodes 675 amino acids. The record is from RefSeq and is a predicted model, not a curated record. NCBI's taxonomy places the organism in Eukaryota, Metazoa, Mollusca, Bivalvia, Myida, Myidae. Gene Ontology annotation, molecular function: zinc ion binding; ubiquitin-protein transferase activity. Gene Ontology annotation, cellular component: chromatin; nucleoplasm. The transcript has 2 exons. Gene Ontology annotation, biological process: positive regulation of DNA-templated transcription.
AUGGCUACCGGAGGAAUGGAUGAAUACAUUGAGGAAUGUGGUAGUGACAUCGACGGCGGAAGAAUCGGGAGCAAGUGUGAACCUUGUCGUCGUCGGGACAGGUCAGAGGUGGCUUCGUUGUUCUGUAAUACAUGCAAGGAAUAUCUAUGCGAUGACUGCUGUGAUGGACACAAGCUAUACAUGAAAAACGUAGAUGGACAUCAUAUCAUUGCUGCUCAUGAAGCCUGUGUCAAGCCAGAUGUCGAUAUGAAUGGACUGGAUCAGUGUAUCGAACAUAAACGCGUGUUCAUGUUUCACUGUGCUGACCACGAAGAUUUGUGUUGUGAAAUAUGUGCCUUUUCUCGUCAUCGUAGAUGCGAUAAUAUUCACGAAAUAGCGAAGGUGGCUAAGAAUGUGAAAGAUGAUGAAAGGGAAAAGAUACGUGCAUCCAUUAUUACUGCCUCAGAAGUAAUAAUGAAAUGCGAGGAAAAUCAAUUGAACAACGUUUCGCGAGUGGAAGAAAUCAUACAAGAAAUUGAUAUUUACAAUGAAGGUAUUUUGACGAAAAUUGAGGAAGCCAAGGCGCGAAUUGUCAGCGAAAUGACUAACCAUAACACACAGGAAUCAGAACGUCUAAAUACGAGGAGAAAUGCGGCUGAAAAACUGAAGAAAGAACUUGGCACACACUUGGCAAUGUCCGAUAGCGUUCGCGAUAAUGGAAUGGAAACGGAAAUAUUCAUUCUAAACCAUAUUCUCAAAAGGGCGCAAGACAAGGCAGCACAAUCACUGAACACUUUGUUGAAGAAUGAUUACACCGUCAAAAUGGGACUAACAAUCAACGAAAUUAUUUUAAAAAUAAAAAGUACUGAUUUCGCAUUAUUCUCAUUAAGCAAAACACAAGAGCCAAACAAACACUCAUUAAAUGGACACGGUGUUACCAAUGCAGUAAAAAGCUCUACAGACGAGCAACAAACAAACCAACAAAGGCCGGUGAGUCUUGAGCUGUUGAAAACCAUGGAGGUCGUGAAGACAGGAGACGACAAUACGGCACCGUUUGUUACUGGGCUUGACUUCCUGCCGGACGGGAGGGUAGUCGCCGUGGAUCACUACAACUGCAAAUGUUUUAUUUUGAGUGACACAUUGAAGAGGCUCGUCACAUUUGAUAAAUUUAAGACAUAUCCUAAGGACGUAAUUUCUUACUCUGAUGACAAUAUUGCAGUAACCUUUAAUGACCAAACUAUCUGCCUGCUGACAGUAGACAGGCAUAACACGAUCACGCUGAUGAAUACGCUGACAACGUCCGCCUACUGCGACUCCAUCUGUCCCCUGAACGACCGCGCGUUCGUGGUAAGCACUUGGGACGACCCACGGCCGGCCAGGAUGAUUGACGUGGACGGCAAGGAGAGCGACUUUGACAACGUGAAGUUUCCUGGAAAGACGUAUAAGCUUGGUGAAAGUAAAUGUACCUACAUACCAUCCCGCGAUACGCUUGUUCUUAUUGACAGGUUUGCUCACACAGUUUACAUGUAUAACACCGUAUCCGGCAAGGGCGAGGAGGUUAAAGAUGACCGGAUACGAGAACCGGCAGGCGCAUGUGCUGGCCCAGAUGCCUCCGUGUUUGUCUGCAGUAUGAACACAAACUCCGUCAUCCAGAUACCACCCGACGCGGACAUAUUGGCGUCAUGUGACGUGGACAUGAAGUAUCCGUACGCCGUUGCCGUCUCCAGAGAUGGCUCGAGAAUGGCCGUGAGCAACAGUGUGAAUGGCGUGUCACCAAUGACGCGUGUGGACAAGGCGGACAACAUGGAGCUCACCGUGUUCCAUAUGAAGCGGCUCCAGCAUCAGCAAAGGGCAGUCCAUGUCGCCAACGAAGCCACAGAAGCCGCCUCAUCCGCAACCUCUUACCAGACCGGUUUCCUGGAUUGCUUACGGGAAGCUGUCGCAUACAGAGUAUCAGACGACGCUUGUGAUCCGGUAGUGGCGACCAUUGUGAGUGGACAUUUGAGGAGCGUCUAUGCGCAGAAGCAGAAUAGCAGUCAGGCUGCUUAA